Molecule: messenger RNA, 427 nt
Organism: Wyeomyia smithii (pitcher-plant mosquito)
Lineage: Eukaryota; Metazoa; Arthropoda; Insecta; Diptera; Culicidae
Product: cuticle protein 19-like
Exons: 2
Coding region: 75-407 (110 amino acids)
Cellular component (GO): extracellular matrix
Source: RefSeq, a predicted model, not a curated record
UUGCAGUGUUCUAGGAGUGCACUAGAAAGUGUUGUUUUUUUGUUGGGUUGAUUCCAGAAAGUACAGCAGUAAUUAUGUUCAAAAUUUGUGCUUUGGUUGCCUGCGUGCUUAUCGUAGUGUCUGCUGAAUACUACGAAGUGGAACAUGAGGAAUACGAAGCCUACCCGAAGUACAAGUUUGAAUAUGGUGUAAAGGAUCCCCAUACAGGAGAUCACAAGAGCCAGUGGGAGCAUCGGGACGGAGAGGUUGUUGUCGGUUCGUACUCCGUAGACGAGGCUGACGGUACUCAUCGGGUUGUGACGUACAACUCCGAUGAUCACAACGGAUUCCAGGCGCAUGUGCAACGGGUUGGUCAUGCUCAGCAUCCGCACGGGGAAAGUUAUUCGAAUAUUGAACAGGAUCAUUAGAAUAAGCAACCAAUAGAACU